Messenger RNA from Aspergillus aculeatinus CBS 121060, 588 nucleotides. RefSeq lists its product as uncharacterized. The transcript has a single exon. NCBI's taxonomy places the organism in Eukaryota, Fungi, Ascomycota, Eurotiomycetes, Eurotiales, Aspergillaceae. The record is from RefSeq and is a predicted model, not a curated record. Bases 1 to 588 code for a protein of 195 amino acids.
AUGGCUCAGAGAUUCGAACAAGCCAUCCUGGCCGACGAAGUGGCCGUCAUCGGACCCGGGGCCGUGGGCAGCAUUACCUUCACCGCUCCAGGCCCAGACCCCAGAGAGAACAAGAAGGGCAAUAAGAAUGGCGAGAUGGAAUUCAGGGCCAUCGGCACUGCAAAGCUCUUGAGCAAUACUGCCGCGGUCGUGGUCAUGAUCGGCAUCGGGUGCGUGGUGCUCGCAAACAUUCCUGCCCCCGUCGAGCCCAACGAGACAGUUGAAGCAGUGACCCGGAACUCGAUGAAUACAUUUCUGGAAGUGUGUCACCGCACGAUAAGCCCCGCGGCGCCUCGAAAAUAUGCGAUCGUCGAUGCCAUCUGCCCCGCUAUCCGGGCGUGGGCGCUCCCUGGUAGAGUGAGCCUUAUCGAGAGAAUGCUGACUGAUGCGCAACCGGGGACUGUACCGUCAGAAGUUGGGUAUAUGUCUCACCGCGUCACACCUGAUGUGACGAAAGGACAGGUAUUUGUGGAUGCCAGGGUUCAUCCGCCGAAGCUUUAUGUGAAUAAUGUGGAGAUGCUCCGGGUCCACUUUAAUUACAGAUGGUGA